CCUAGUAAUAUUGACCGUCGAAAAUGUCACGAUUUGUAUUGUGUUAAUUCACCCUUAACUGACGUCUUCAAGGUUUAACACACGGGAACACCUUCUAUUUGCCAUGUUUCGCCUCAUUCCCUUUCUUACCCUCUUCUUGGUACCAGUCACACUUUGUGUGGAUCCCACAGAUAUCAUCAGGCAGAACCGCCUGUGGAUGAACUCAGGUUUGCUUCGCCCAAACCACCUAAGUAUUGGAACGGUAUACGGAAUGCUACGGAAUAUUCAGCUGUCUGCCCUCAGCCAACUCACUCCCCACGCUUCCAGCCACUGUAUGAGAAUGAUACAGUCUCAGAGGACUGUCUUUACCUAAACAUCUACCGUCCUGCGCAUUCUCACCACAGGCUGCCCGUCAUGGUCUGGCUACAUGGCGGCGGUAAUUACGUAGGGUCUGGGAACUGGUAUCAUAGCUCCGUGCUUUCGUCACACAAUGACAUCAUCGUGGUAACGCUUAACCACCGCCUCGCUUUGUUUGGCUUCCUGUAUAUUUCUGGCACAGACCUCGCUGGGAAUUAUGGGUAUCUAGACCAAGUACAGGCUCUUAAAUGGGUGCAUCAGAAUAUUGGUAACUUUGGUGGGGACCCGAACAGUGUGACCAUAUUUGGCGAAAGUGCGGGCGGCGCGAGUGUUCACUUUCAUAUUAUGUCGCCCAUGUCUGCAGGGCUUUUCCACAAAGCUAUCAUACAAAGUGGAAAUGCUAACAGCAACUUUGCCUUUCAUUCUCCGGAUUCUUCGGAUUACGAUUGGAUAAUAAAUGAGCUUGGUUGUCCUGAUAAAAAGAAUUUGCUGCGCUGUUUGAGAACAAAGAAAGUCGAAGAAUUUAUGAAGCUAAUGCGCCCAUUUUCAUUUAGGAAACUCGGUUUCUUGCUUCCUGUUACCUCUGUGGAUGGGCAGUUUGUCCCUGACGAUCCAAGAAAUCUUCAACAAACUCACCAAUUUAAUAACCUCACCUCAAUCAUGAUUGGGUUUACCAAAGACGAAGCCAAAUUCUUGUCUAACGAUUUAAACCCCAUGACAUUUGAACUGUUCGAGAAAAUCGUCCAACAUUUGCAUUUAUAUGGGGAUUGUGAGAUUGUGAAGAAAGCAGUCUUGCAUAGAUACAAAAACCAUACAAACCCACAAGAAAACAUGUAUGAAAACAUCGCUCGCCUCUUUGGAGACAUGGCUUAUUUUGCCCCAAGUGUACUUACCGCCGAUUCCUUUUCAUCUGCUGGUAUCCCCACGUAUAUGUAUCAGUUUUCCCAUCGUUCAUCAUUCUCGAAUUUCCCUGAAUGGCUUGGAGUGCCACACUUUGAUGAGUUGCAGUAUCUGUUUGGGUCCCCAUGGCAACCCAACCCAAGGCUAGAUUCUGCAUCCAGGUACUCCUUGGUCGAGAGAGGGCUUAGCUCGUAUGUGAUGGCACUUUGGACAGGUUUUGCAAAAGAUAGAAUUCCGGAUGGUUUGGUAACCUGGCCUCGUUAUACGAGCGCGAGACAAGAGUACAUCAACAUUGGCCUGGCGCCUAGCAUCCACCAUCACUUUCAGGCCGACCGCAUUGCAUUCUGGAACAAAUUCGUUCCAUUGCUGGCGAAGCAUUGUAGGGAGAAAGAAAACAAGAAAUAGAAAAAGGAAGAUGACCGGUUUAGGAACUUUAACAAACAGCGAAACCCAGAUACAACGACACGCUUCUGAGUGUGCGUAUGUCUACGUAGCGUUGUGGAAAUCGAAACAAAAAAUCAACACAGGAUACCACUUUUCACUUGUGUUGACUUACUCUUACAUUCCCGAUACCACCACGCCUGCGCCGACCACCAUUUUUAUUCUUCGGCUUAUCUUUCUAGUUAUACCUGUACACUUAAAAGACUAAUUUUUGUCUAUCUUCUGAAACUGAAACCUUAGAGAUAACACUGCCUCGAACUGUCGGCAUGGUCUGGAGUGUUUCCCAAAAAUAAAAAUUAUAAAAAGGAGUAGCAA
This is a messenger RNA of Nematostella vectensis (starlet sea anemone), 1992 nucleotides long. RefSeq names its product acetylcholinesterase. Lineage: Eukaryota; Metazoa; Cnidaria; Anthozoa; Actiniaria; Edwardsiidae. The transcript has 3 exons. Gene Ontology annotation, biological process: neuron cell-cell adhesion; presynaptic membrane assembly; modulation of chemical synaptic transmission. Bases 394 to 1641 code for a protein of 415 amino acids. Gene Ontology annotation, cellular component: synapse; cell surface. The record is from RefSeq and is a predicted model, not a curated record. Gene Ontology annotation, molecular function: signaling receptor activity; neurexin family protein binding.